Molecule: messenger RNA, 2011 nt
Organism: Phragmites australis (common reed)
Lineage: Eukaryota; Viridiplantae; Streptophyta; Magnoliopsida; Poales; Poaceae
Exons: 6
Coding region: 68-1615 (515 amino acids)
Source: RefSeq, a predicted model, not a curated record
UGCUCUCUCUCUCUCUCUCACGCUCGCAGAAGCGGAAAAAAUAUUAUAUUCUUAAAGCGCGAGCGAGAUGGGCGCCGGGAGCAGCCGCGCCGACGCGCCGCCGCGCCGCCGGGUGCGCCUCGCCCUCGCCGGGUGCUUCGGCGCCGGAUCCUCUGCAGAGGCCGCCGCCGCCGCCGGAGACGACGGGAGACCCGCCGCGGCCGCCGCCUCCUCCUCGCGCGCUCACGAGGUACAAUCUCAGCAAGCAGAGCGAGCAGCCAAUGUUUCAGGUUUUCGGGCUUCUGUAGCCGCUAAGGAUCUCCAUAUCUCCAGUGCGAUAGAUCCAAGAAUCCAUUCGUCUUCAAGCACCAUAAGCCAUCAUCUCCGAUUUAAUCACAUCAACUGUCAUGAAAACAAGGAAGAUGGCCUGGGGACUGAAAACGCUCAAACGAGUGGCCUUGGAAGCUCAUCAGGAAAAGCUGUUAUGCUUAGGGGAAAUUACAGUAAUGAAGCUGGUAAUGUUGACAGGACAUCUAGAGAGGGAAUAAGUUCUAUAGGGUCAGAGCUGGAAAAUGUUGCUAACACAGUCUGCAUUAACGAAAUAGGUGGUUCAAUUUCUGAAUCUGAUUUCCAACCCUCGUUGAUGACAUCUGAAAGGAUCAUGACUGACUUAGAAGAAGCAGAGAUAACUCCCCAAGGGACUUCAUCCACAACUGUCAUGCCAAGUGAAGGAUCAGAUAUAUCUCAAUCUAGCUUAACAUCUAUGUUGCCUAACACUUCAACUACUUCAUCUGUGAUUGGAGAAUCAACACCUGAUUCAAUCCCUACCAGAGCAGAUGUUCCCAUAUUCAGUGGGCCACAUGGUCAGAGUGGCGGGAGUAUAUUACAUGAUGACAUGGUGAGUAUUUUCUCAAAUGAUGGUCUAGGUCGCUCUAGAGAUUCAAGCAGCAGCGAAACAAGAAGUCAUAGAAGGGUUCUAUGGGAUGCGUUUUCCAGACGUGGCUCUAGAGGUUAUCCAGAAUCUGAUUCUGAUGACCUGGGAUUUUACAGCACAUGGCUAGACCUUGGUGAUGACCUUUUUGGAGAGUUGGAGGGGUCAAGAUAUUUUCAUCGCAGACGCCAUGGUUCAAUCAGAGUAAGCCAGUAUUCAAGAUCCCGGAUUAGGGAGCAUCGUCGUGCUGUUUUCGAUAGUAGCAAUGAGCUAAGUACUGCUGCUUGUCCUUUGGGGAUUCACCAAAUUGGCCGAUGUACUUGUGAUUCUUUCUUGAUUGCUGAAGAAUCUAGUGCACGAGCAAGUAUAUCAAGAAUUGUCAUGUUAACUGAGGCAUUAUUUGAGGUGUUGGAUGAAAUUCACCAUCAACCUGCAUCACUUUCACUUUCCAUGGUCUCUGUUCAGGCUCCUGAAGCUGUAGUUAAUUCAUUGCCAUCUAAGAACUACAAAAAGCUUGAGACACCCCAAUGCAGUGAUGAUAUGGAACAGUGCCAUAUCUGCUUAACUGAAUACGAGGACGGAGAACAGAUAAGAACUCUUCCGUGCAAACACGAGUUUCACUUGCAGUGUGUUGACAAGUGGCUUAAAGAAAUACACAGGGUGUGCCCGUUGUGCCGCGGGGAUGUCUGCGAAGUUGCCACUUGAAGACCUUGACGCUGCCAUGCCUCCUGCCGAAAAACAUCGGCAUCCGGCGCUGCUUCACGGUGGAAGCUGGUUCAGUCGGGCAUCGCCGCAUCGGUGAUCCUAUCAUCUGUGACACCGCCGGGUCUCUCUGCCGAAGAGAAUAACCAAAUUUGCGACCACUGCGUCCUUUCCUGUCAACAUACAAGAUACAAAGACUUGUAUAUAGCUUUUGUAGCCUCCCCCUGUAUGGCGACCUGUACAUAUGCGUAAAUUCUAGAUCCAAUUUUAUUCUACUCGAUGCUGGAGCUUCGCCAUUAGGUGUAGGUGUUCACUUUUGUCAAAGAACCUUCCAGCAUUCGUCACCGUGUACACUUAGCUUUGAAAGUGACUGGAAGCCAAACUAAAAUCAUGCAUUUA